Molecule: messenger RNA, 5217 nt
Organism: Camelina sativa (false flax)
Lineage: Eukaryota; Viridiplantae; Streptophyta; Magnoliopsida; Brassicales; Brassicaceae
Source: RefSeq, a predicted model, not a curated record
AUGGAAAACCCUAGCCGCGUGGGGAUUGCGAUUUCCGGAGAUGAGAAUGAGAGUAUAGAGGAUGAUGGUCGGCCGCCGGGGGGUGGGCCAGAUGGGUCGUUGCUAUGGGUUGAUAAGGUUCGCGAGAGUGGGCGUGGUGGGAUUCUGGUACCGGAGAAGGCUUUGGCGGACGAUUUUGUGAAAUCUAGGAUGAGUGUGGAAUUCCCGAGUGGUCUUAGGUCGGAGUAUCACGAUUGCAGCACUGAGUCGACGGCUGAAGGAGUUGUGGAAGCCGACGGGGGAAUGACUGUUUUGGAUCUCCCAAGGCAGUUUUUUAUGAUUCGAUUUGAUUCUGAGGAGGAUUAUAUGACAGCAGUGACUGGGGGACCGUGGCGAGUGAUGGGGAGUAUCUUGAUGGUCCAAGCAUGGGACCCAGGUUUUGAUCCAUUGCGCGACGAGAUUGUCACGACUCCGGUCUGGGUGCGGAUAUCAAAUUUGCCGAUUAAUUUCUACCAUAGGCAAAUUGUGUUGGGGAUAGCAGAGGGUUUAGGCAGGCCACUCCGAGUGGAUUUAACAACCAUGAGAGUGGAAAGGGCGAGAUUUGCUAGAGUGUGUAUAGAGGUGAAUCUGAAAAAACCUCUGAAAGGGUGUGGGGUGUUUGGGCACCUGGUGGCGGCCUGUCCUCGGAGGGUUGUAGCCCAGGUUGCUCAAAACGCGGUACAAUUGAGUGCAAUGAGUCCCGUUAGGGUGGAACAGGACAAGGAUGGGUUCACACAGAGAGAAGGGAGAGACUGGGAGAUUGGAGAGGAGUAUGGGGGAGGUGAAUGCGAUCUGGUGGUGUCGAACAGAUUUAGGGGCUUGGUAGAGGAGGGUCGGAGUCAUGAGGUUGGUGGUUCUCGUGAUGAUAAUAAAGAGAAUGAAGAUACCCAAAACAUUCCAAAUGAUGGGAAUGGCAGGUCUGGGAAGGAGCUUGUGGAGAGAGGGGGAAUGGAGAGGGUUCAUUCUCGUGUGGGCGACUCAGAACGACGGUCUGGGGGGAAUAAUGGCUGGAAAGGGACGGGUGUUAGAAAUAAAGGAGGGAAAGGAACUGUAUCUACGCGCGGGCUAGUGUUUGGGCCUAUGGGAGCGGAUGUUGGUGGUUUCUCGUCGGGGAAACGACUUCGGGUAGAUAGUGAGGAUGUGGGGCGUGAAGGGGGUGCUUUCACAGGUCCACGACCUGAUGCUUCGAGUUUGUUGAAGGAUGGACGGAGGGAAUUGGGAGGAGAUAACUUGGUGGCUGAUGUUACGUCAAUGGAGCUCAGUGGUGGUCUAUGGCUACUGUGGCGAGAGAGUGUAGGCAGAGUGGAGGUGUUAGCAUCAACUGAUCAGUUUAUCCAUGCUCAGAUACAGAAAGAGGAGGAGACGGUGAAUUUGGUGGUUGUUUAUGCUGCGCCAACAGUGAGCAGGCGUAGUGGACUGUGGGAGAAACUAAGUGGAGUGAUCAGGGGUGUGGUUGGUCCGUUGAUCAUUGGGGGCGAUUUUAACACUAUUUUGCGGUUAGAUGAAAGAACAUGGGGCAAUGGUAGGUUGUCAGCAGACUCUCUUGCCUUUGGACAAUGGAUCAGUGAUCUAGCGUUGAUCGAUAUGGGGUUCAAAGGAAAUCAGUUUACUUGGAAGCGAGGAAAGGCAGCGAGUAACUUCGUGGCUAAGAGGUUGGAUCGCGUGUUGUGUUGUGCACACGCACGCUUGAGAUGGCAGGAGGCAGUUGUUUCUCACCUUCCGUUUUUCUCAUCGGACCAUGUGCUGUUGUAUGUUCAAUUGAAUCUGCAGCGUCUGGUGGAUCCGCGACGUCGACCCUUUCGUUUUGAGGCGGCUUGGGUUAAUCAUGAAGGUUUUAAGGAGUUGGUCAGGACAUCUUGGAGCUCUGCUUUGUCCACGCCAGCAGCUCUGGAUGCGUUGAAGUGGAGGUUGAAAAAGUGGAAUAGAGAAGUGUUUGGACAUAUUAACACUCGAAAGGAGGGUUUGGUGAGGGAACUCAAAGAGAUACAGGAUCUAUUGGCUGUAGUCCAAACGGAUGAGUUGAUCUGUAAGGAGGAGCAACUGCUGAAGGACUUUGAAACGUUACUGGAACAGGAGGAGACUUUGUGGUUUCAAAAAUCCCGCGAGAAACAUAUUGAGUUAGGUGACAGGAAUACGGCUUUUUUUCACCUAUCAACAGUGAUUCGCAGAAAGAGGAAUAAGAUUGAAAUGUUGAAGGAUGAUGAGGAUAGGUGGGUGUCUCAUAAAGGGGAGUUGGAGUCAAUGGCGGUUGCCUACUAUAAACGGCUCUACUCUUUACAGGAUGUGAGUGAGGUCUGGGAAAGCUUAUCCACUGUGGGGUUGACAAGCUUAACUGAUGCGGAGAAGACCGCCUUGAUGCGGCCAUUCACGGGUGAGGAAGUGGUGGGGACGGUGAAAUGCAUGGGGAGUUUUAAAGCUCCUGGUCCGGAUGGGUUCCAACCAGUGUUUUACCAGAAAUGUUGGGAGACUGUUGGGAGUUCGGUGACUAAGUUUGUUUUAGACUUUUUUGAAUCGGGUGUAUUGCCAGAAUCGACAAAUGAUGCCUUGUUGGUUUUAAUAGCGAAGGUGGCUAAGCCAGAGCGCAUUACACAGUUCAGACCGGUGAGCUUGUGUAAUGUCCUGUUCAAGAUCAUAACGAAGAUGAUGGUUCUUAGGCUGAAAACGGUGAUUUCGAAACUCAUUGGGCCGGCUCAGUCUAGUUUUAUCCCGGGUAGACUGAGUGUUGAUAACAUCGUGGUGGUACAUGAGGUAGUUCACUCUAUGCGACGGAAGAAAGGUCGGAAGGGUUGGAUGUUGUUAAAGCUGGACUUGGAGAAGGCGUAUGAUCGGGUACGGUGGGAUUUCCUGGAGGAGACUCUAGUCGCUGCAGGGUUGCCUGCAAAUUGGGUUACGCGGAUCAUGGCGGGAGUUACUGAACCAUCCAUGAGCCUGUUGUGGAAUGGUGAGCGAACAGAUUCUUUCACAGCAGCUCGAGGUUUGAGGCAAGGCGACCCGCUCUCGCCUUAUCUAUUUGUUCUGUGCUUGGAACGAUUGUGUCAUCAGAUUGAAGCUGCGGUGGGCCGAGGGGAUUGGAAGCCAAUAGCAGUGUCACGUGGAGGACCAAAAUUGUCUCAUGUUUGCUUUGCGGAUGACUUGAUAUUAUUUGCAGAAGCAUCAGUUGCACAAGUGAGGCUGAUCCGAGGGGUGUUGGAGAGCUUUUGUUUGGCUUCGGGUCAGAAGGUUAGCCUGGAGAAGUCAAAGAUUUAUUUUUCUAAUAAUGUCAGUAGGGAGAUGGAGCAGCUGAUAAGUGCUGAGAGUGGCAUUGGUUCGACGAGGGAGUUAGGCAAGUACUUGGGGAUGCCAAUUCUACAGAAAAGGAUCAAUAAGGAUACCUUUGGGGAGAUUUUGGAAAGAGUUUCUGCAAGAUUAUCGGGCUGGAAGAGUCGCUCGCUGAGCCUCGCAGGGCGUUUAACAUUGACAAAGUCGGUUCUUUCGUCGCUACCGGUCCACCUCAUGGGGGCAAUUCUGUUACCAGAGUUUACUUCGCAGAGCCUGGAUAAACUGUCCAGAGCGUUUGUUUGGGGGAGUACAGCUGAGAAGAAGCGACAACACUUGCUGGCGUGGAAGCGAGUGUGUGUACCGAAGCAAGAGGGGGGUUUGGGUCUGCGACCUACAAGAGAUAUGAAUAGGGCAUUGAUUGCUAAGGUGGGAUGGAGAUUAUUACAUGAGAAGGACAGCCUCUGGGCUCGUGUUUUAACUAGUAAAUACAAAGUCAGGGAUGUGCAUGACCAAUCAUGGCUGGUAUCUAAUGGUCGAUGGUCGUCGACUUGGAGGAGCAUUUGUGUGGGCUUUAGGGAGGUUAUAUCCAAAGGGAUAGGCUGGGUUUCCGGGGAUGGGAAGAUAAUCCGGUUUUGGUCAGAUCGUUGGUUACUACCAGAACCGCUUUCAGGUCAUGUUACGGCGGAUCUAUCUGAUACUGAGAGGAGGAUGGUGGUAGAGGAGUAUUGGAUUGGGGGAGUGGGUUGGGAUAUUCCGAGGCUGAGUCAGCUCCUUCCCCUGAAUGUUCUUCAGCGGCUAUAUUCAGUUGUAAUUAGUGGAGUUGCAGGGUUUCAGGAUGCGUUAUCUUGGCAGGGCACUCCGAAUGGAGAGUUUACAGUGCGUUCGGCUUACUCUCUAUUGACACGGAGUGAUGAGGCCCGUCCGAGUAUGGCGAAUUUCUUUGCAUGUGUGUGGGGAGUGGUGGCUCCAGAGAGGGUGCGAGUGUUUCUAUGGCAGGUCAGUCAUCAAGUAAUCAUGACCAAUGUGGAGCGAGUGAGACGGCAUAUGGGGGACAGUGUAGUGUGCAAAGUGUGUUCUGGAGCGGAGGAAUCGAUACUACAUGUCCUGAGGGACUGUCCUGCCAUUUCUGGGAUUUGGAGGCGGUUGGUCCCUCAGCGAAAGCAGCCUGAGUUCUUCGAUCAGUCACUGCUACCUUGGCUGUUUAGAAACCUGCGGGUUGGUUUGAAUUCACGUAAUGGUCAUUGGUCUACUUUAUUUAGUAUGACAGUCUGGUGGGCUUGGAAGUGGAGAUGUAGUGACGUGUUUGGAGAGAGAAGGACUUGUAGGGACAUGUUGAAGUUUGUGAAGGAUAUGGCGGAGGAGGUGCAUAGAGCACACUCUCUGUCGGUGAAUACUACGGGUGGGAGGGUCGGGGUAGAACAACUGGUUAAGUGGGUAUGUCCGAAUGUUGGUUGGGUGAAGCUUACAACAGAUGGAGCCUCUCGGGGGAAUCCAGGGUUGGCUGCUGCAGGCGGCGCGAUCCGGGAUCGAGAGGGGGCGUGGUUGGGAGGAUUUGCGAUUAACAUAGGGGUCUGUACGGCUCCCUUAGCGGAGCUGUGGGGUGUGUACUAUGGGCUACACCUAGCUUGGGGAAGGGGAUUUCGUCGGGUGGAAUUGGAGGUGGAUUCGUUGUUGGUGGUUGGAUUGUUAAAGUCAGGGAUCAGCUCUGCUCAUCCGCUGUCUUUCCUGGUACGAUUGUGCCAAAGCUUUGUUUCAAGGGACUGGCUAGUCCGGAUUAAUCACGUGUAUAGGGAAGCUAACCGCCUAGCGGAUGGGUUAGCGAACUAUGCGUUUUCUUUACAGUUAGGUUUCCAUUCUUUUAAUUCUUGUCCUGAUGUGGUCUGUGAGAUCCUAAGGGAAGACGCCGUGGGGACUGUUGUCUCACGAGCUGUUCGUUUGUAA